ACCGCCCCCAAAGAUGGCGUCUUCCAUGAAAUCCUAGAGUUGAGUGUCCUCCACCGAAGCUAAUUAUAAAAAAAGAUUAAAAGGGUGUUUAUUUGUACACAUACAGGUUACACCGCGGCACGGAUCAUACAAACCGACACGUAACUCGUAUUGUGGAAGCUUCAAGGGAGCCUUGUGUGUUUUGAAAAACGUCUUCUCACUAUAAUAAGAUUCAUCACUCUGUCCUUCUGCAAAGAUGCUGCUGAGACAACUAAACCGAUGGAGUGCCCCAGUUCAGAAGUUCAUUCCUGCCAACUUAGUGUCAACCCGGGAAUGGGGCAGUGCUGUACCUUCUAGUGAGGAAAGUCCCACUAGAGAUGUAUUCCGUACCAGUGAAAACAACCCAGAAAACCACACAGAUCAGCACGAAGGCCAGCACUAUACUAUUUCUGCCCCAGAAGUUAAGACUAUCUUCCCACAAGGCCUUCCACGUCGUUUCCAAAUGCAGAGUAAAACCUUCAAUGAAACCAGUCUGAUGAUCCGUAAACCAGGUCUGGAGCUGAUUGGCUACCUGAAAAACACCAACUUUUCUUUACCACCUGUCCGGUAUGUGCUCUAUGGAAGGAAAGGAACAGGGAAAAGUAUAACACUGUGCCAUGUGCUACAUUAUUGUCACUUACAAGACUGGCUGCUACUUCAGAUUCCAGAUGCCCACAUCCUAGUAAAGAAUAGCAAGGAACUUAUGCCAUCUUCCUAUAACAAAGAUCGAUAUGAUCAACCGCUGGAAGCGUCAACGUGGCUUAAGAAUUUCAAAGCAUCCAAUGAACGUUUCCUCAAACAGAUUCAGACACAACAGAGAUAUGUAUGGAGCAAACGAGAGAUUACAGAAGAAGGGAGACCACUGGGAGAAGUAGUAGACCAGGGAUUGACUCGUGUUAAGAGUUCUAGUGAUGCCAUGGGUGUUGUUCUGAAGGAGUUGAAGAGGCAAAGUGGGGGAGGAACCUUCCGUCUGCUGGUAUCUGUAGAUGGAGUAAAUGCGUUAUGGGGGAAGACCACGCUGAAGAAAGAAGACAAAAGCCCAGUGUCUCCAGAUGAGCUGACUCUGGUUCAUAAUCUGAAAAAAAUGCUAAAGAAUGAUUGGUUUGGAGGUGCCAUCAUAUUGACUGUGACACAGACAGGAGCUCUUUUCCAGCCAUUAUCUACAUAUCUUCCUCAUGAGUUGCUUGGGAAGGAAGGAUUUGAAGCUUUGGACCCCUUUGUGCCUAUCCUUGUGAAUAACUACACAGAAAAAGAGUUUGAGAGCUGUUACCACUAUUACCGAGAGAGAAAAUGGAUCCAGCAUGAAAAAGCUCUUACAGAGGAAGGGAAGAUGGAGCUACUUUUCCUCAGCAAUUCAAACCCUAAGGAAUUUGAGAAGCUAUGUGCCUUCCUUUGAUUUGUUUUAGAUUCGCUCACUCUUCAAAUUCACAUUGACUGAGAAUAUGGUCAUAUCCAGGAAUGUAUUCAGCAACUUCUGCUAUGAUUCUUGUAGAUAAACACCCAAACAAGGAUUGAUGGGUUAUCCAGAGUCCCUGAUUGCUCUGUACAACUUUAAUGAAAUGUAUAUAAAGGCAACAGUUUGCUGUCACCCUGAUUAUAAUACGUCAUGGUGUGUAUUGGAUUGCCCCUAUCCCAAGUCACUAAGACCGGUGUGCAGAGAUGUUUAUUGAAUUCAGUAAAAUGACCAGUGAGUGACUGAUGCAAAUGAUUAUAUAUAUAUAUAUAUAUAUAUAUAUAUAUAUAUAUUUAUAUAUAUAUACACACACAAUUUAUGAUUUUUCUUUUUCCUUUAUAUAUUUUUUGUAUUAAAUAUUAUUUGACAAAUAGUUGUUAUUUUUAAGUUUGCAUGUUGGUAGUAUGGUAUCAAUGAGGUGACACUGGGAAGAGGUAACAUGCUAAACAAUGUAGGGACACUAAAGCUGUGUGGAGAUGCAGCUAUUCAGUAAAGUGACGUAGGGUUAGAUGCAUUAUAUAAAUACACUGGGUAGGCACAUUAUAUUAAUAUAGUAUUCAAAAACGAAAAAACGGAGCUCAGGAAAAAUAUAUAUAUAUUUGAAUCAGCAUUUAUUACAUAAAAGCAGCAUAUAGAUAAAAUACUUGCAAGUACAGACUGGGUGGCAUUAUAUUAGUACUGUUACACUGAACAGGGACUAUUAUUAAGUCAGUGGAAGCAACAUAAUAAAGGAUUAGUAUAAUAUAUAUGAA
Messenger RNA from Bombina bombina (fire-bellied toad), 2223 nucleotides. It is a transcript of the gene DAP3, whose product is annotated as death associated protein 3. The coding region runs from base 236 to 1414 and encodes 392 amino acids. Gene Ontology annotation, biological process: apoptotic process. The record is from RefSeq and is a predicted model, not a curated record. Lineage: Eukaryota; Metazoa; Chordata; Amphibia; Anura; Bombinatoridae. Gene Ontology annotation, cellular component: mitochondrial small ribosomal subunit; mitochondrial ribosome. The transcript has 13 exons. Gene Ontology annotation, molecular function: structural constituent of ribosome.